Molecule: messenger RNA, 2263 nt
Organism: Humulus lupulus (European hop)
Lineage: Eukaryota; Viridiplantae; Streptophyta; Magnoliopsida; Rosales; Cannabaceae
Product: formate--tetrahydrofolate ligase-like
Exons: 5
Coding region: 192-2102 (636 amino acids)
Molecular function (GO): ATP binding; formate-tetrahydrofolate ligase activity
Source: RefSeq, a predicted model, not a curated record
AAAUCGAAGAGACAAAGGUCACUCACUCACUCAUUCACUCACCGACUCACUCACUCACUCAUGGAGGAGGAACAGUGAACGAAAAGUUGACUUCUUCUCUUCUCUCCAUGAGAGCUUGAUUAAUUGAUCGAGCCAAAAGAGCUUCAUAUAUAUAUAUAUAUAUAUUUGAAUAACCCAGAAAAAGAUUAGUGAUGGGUUAUUCCAAGACUUUGAGGAAGUUGGAGGUGGCAUCUCCUGUCCCAGAUGACAUCGACAUAGCCAACGCGGUUGACCCUUUUCACAUCUCUGAGAUUGCCAAGGAGCUCAAUCUCAGUCCUCAUCACUAUGAUCUUUAUGGAAAAUACAAGGCCAAGGUUUUGCUUUCUGCGCUUGAUGAGCUUCAAGGAUCUAAAGAUGGGUAUUAUGUUGUGGUUGGGCGAAUUAGUCCAACACCCCUUGGAAAAGACAAGUCUGCCACUACUAUUGGACUUUGUCAAGCUUUGGGUGCUUUUCUUGACAAGAAGGUCGUUACAUGCCUCCGUCAACCAUCACAAGGACCAACAUUUGGAGUCAGAGGAGGUGCAGGAGGAGGUGGUUACUGUCAAGUGAUCCCAAUGGAUGAGUUCAAUCUUCAUCUCACUGGAGAUAUUCAUGCAAUAACAGCUGCAAACAAUCUUCUGGCUGCUGCCAUUGAUGCUCGGAUUUUUCAUGAGGCAAGCCAAUCAGAUAAGGCUCUCUUCAACAGGUUAUGCCCCCUAAACAAGGAAGGACAACGCAGCUUUAGUAACAUCAUGUUUAGACGUCUGACAAAGCUUGGAAUCACAAAGACCAAGCCCGAGGAUCUCACACCAGAAGAAGUUAAAAUGUUUGUUAGGUUAGAUAUUGAUCCAGAAACUAUAACAUGGAGAAGAGCAAUGAAUAUAAAUGACCGCUUCAUGAGGAAGAUUUCUAUUGGCCAGGGGUCCGAAGAGAAAGGAAUGGUGAGAGAAACAGGAUUUGAUAUUUCCGUUGCCAGUGAAAUAAUGGCAGUUUUGGCCCUUACAACAUCUUUAGCUGAUAUGAGAGAGAGGCUUGGAAGAAUGGUGAUUGGUAACAGCAAGGCUGGUGAUCCUGUAACUGCUGAUGAUCUUGGUGUGGGAGGUGCAUUGACUGUCCUCAUGAAGGACACAAUCAACCCUACUUUGAUGCAGACGCUUGAAGGAACACCAGUUCUUGUUCAUGCUGGCCCUUAUGCAAAUAUUGCUCAUGGGAAUUCCUCUAUUGUGGCUGAUAAGAUUGCACUGAAAUUGGUGGGACCAGGUGGGUUUGUAGUUACUGAAGUAGGUUUUGGAGCUGAUAUUGGUGCCGAGAAGUUCAUGAACAUAAAGUGCAGAUAUAGUGGUUUAACACCUCAGUGUGCAGUUAUUGUGGCAACAAUAAGGGCUUUGAAAAUGCAUGGUGGUGGUCCAGCAGUUGUUGCUGGGAUGCCCCUGGACCAUGCCUACUUGACAGAGAAUGUUGGUCUAGUUGAAGCAGGUUGUGUGAAUUUGGCCAGGCAUAUAGCAAACACAAAAUCUUAUGGUGUAAAUGUUGUUGUUGCUGUGAACAAGUUCUCAACUGAUGCUAAAUCUGAGUUAAACGCAGUCAGAAAUGUUGCAUUAGCAGCUGGGGCAUAUGAUGCUGUCAUUUGUACACACCAUGCCCAUGGUGGCAGAGGAGCUGUAGACCUAGGCAUUGCUGUUCAAAAGGCCUGUGAGAACCUUACACAACCAUUCAAGUUUUUAUAUCCUUUGGAUAUCAGUAUCAAAGACAAGAUUGAGGCUAUAGCAAGAUCAUAUGGUGCCAGUGGUGUUGUAUACUCAAAACAGGCAGAGAAACAGAUUGAGAUGUACAGCAGGCAAGGGUUUUCAGGUCUUCCCAUCUGCAUGGCCAAGACUCAGUAUUCAUUUUCACACAAUGCAGCUGAGAAGGGAGCCCCCAGCGGCUUUGUCCUACCGAUAAGGGAUGUGAGGGCUAGUAUUGGGGCUGGAUUCAUAUACCCUUUGGUGGGAACAAUGAGUACAAUGCCAGGACUUCCUACAAGGCCACGCUUCUACGAAAUCGAUCUCGACACCACUACUGGAAAGGUUAUUGGUCUCUCUUGAACAAGGCCUCUAUACUUCGGCCAAAGUUUGGAUCAAGGGCAGACUUUUCACUACCAUGGUUUGAUGGUUUUGCUGAAAUCUUAUCAUGCUAUAUUCCAUCUGUCUUGUAUAACUAAACAUAGUUUUUUUUUCUUCAAAUAAAAGAAGCAUGUUAAAUUUGA